AUGGGGGCCCCGCGCGGCGGGCCGCUCGCCCUCCCGGGAGCCGCUCUCAGCCUGCUGCUGCUGCUGACGGUGGCCGAACGGGGGCGCCCCUCCCUGCGGCUCUUGGACUACCCGGAGCCCGUCUGCUCCCAGCCGGGACUGGCAUGCAGGGUCAAGAAUAGUACCUGCCUGGAUGACAGCUGGGUCUCCCCUAAGGACUUGACUCCCUCAUCCCCCAAAAAUGUCAAAACCCAACUGCUCCAUGUCCGCACCCGGGAUGGAGACCUCGUCCCUGUGAUUCACAUUGAAUGGGCAUUGCAAACUGAUGCCAGCAUCCUGUACCUAGAGGGCACAGAGCUGUCUAUCCUGCAGCAGGACACAAAUGAGCUCCUGUGUGUCAAGUUUGAGUUUCUCUCCAAGUUGCAGAAUCAUCACAAGCGGUGGCGUUUUAACUUCAGCCAUUUUGAGGUGGAGCCUGGCGAGAAUUAUGAGGUGACUGUUCACCACCUGCCCAAGCCCAUCCCUUAUGGGGACCCCAACCACCAGUCUAUCAACGUCUCUGUGCCUGGCUGCGAAGACCCCAGGAUGCGGAUCACCACACCGUGUGUGAGCUUAGGCAGCCUGUGGAAUCCCAAUAUCACAAUGGAGAAACUGGAGAAGCACCAGCUGUUGGUCAGCUUCACCCUGUGGGGUGAAUCCAGCAGCUAUCAGAUCCUCCUGGACAGCUUUCCAGACAAAGAGAACCAGGCCUGCUUUCACCACAGACUGUUUAUUUCCCCGCCCCCAUCAGAGAAUUUCCACCAGCGGUAUAACAUCACGCUUCCCCUAAGCAAAUUUAACUGGUGUUGCUGCCAUCAAGUGAAGAUCCAGCCUUUCUUCAGCAGCUGUCAGAACGACUGUAUCAGACAUCUGGUGAACAUGAGCUGCCCAGAAGUUCUACCUCUUCCAGACUACAUGCCCCUGUGGGCGUAUGGGCUCAUCACAGGUAUUGCCAUCCUGAUGGUGAGCUCUGUCAUCCUGUUCAUCGUCUGCAUGACUUGGAGAAUGCCUGGGUCUCAUGGAAAAUGUGAUGAUAACACCAAGUAUAUUGAUAUCCCACGCCCAGCUGCCCUGAGACCCCCAUCCCUGAAGCCGAGGAAGGUCUGGAUCAUCUACUCGGCCGACCACCCCCUCUAUGUGGAAGUGGUUCUGAAGUUCACCCAGUUCCUGCUCACUGUCUGUGGCACUGAGGUGGCCCUCGACCUCCUGGAGGAACAGGUCAUCUCUGAGGUGGGAGUCAUGACCUGGGUGGGCCGCCAGAAGCAAGAAAUGGUGGAAAGCAACUCCAAAAUCCUCAUCCUGUGCUCCCGAGGCACCAGGGCCAAGUGGCAGGCCAUCCUCGGCUGGGAGGAGCCUGCCCUCCAGCUGCGGUGUGACCACUGUAAGCCUCCUGGAGACCUUUUCACUGCGGCCAUGAACAUGAUCCUGCCAGACUUCAAGAAGCCAGCCUGCUUUGGCACCUACAUCGUCUGCUACUUCAGUGACAUCAGCAGCGAAGAGGAUAUCCCUGAUGUCUUCAACAUCACUUCCAGGUACCGACUCAUGGACAAAUUUGAGGAGGUUUACUUCCGCAUCCAAGACCUGGAGAUGUUUGAACCCGGCCAGAUGCACCGUGUUGGGGAGCUGAUGGGGGAAAACUAUCUCCAGAGCCCCAGUGGCGGGCUGCUCAAGAAAGCCCUGGACAGGUUCCGGGAGUAUCAGACCCAGUGCCCCGACUGGUUUGAGCAUGAGAACCUUUGCUUGGCUGAUGAUCAGGACCUGCCAUCCUUGGAUGAAGAGGUGUUUGAGGAGCCACUGCUGCCAGCAGAAAGAGGGAUCGUGAAGCAGAAGCCCCUGGUGCGAGAGCCUGGCUCCGCAGACUGUCUAGUGGUAGAUCUGCUCAUCAAUAAGGAAAGAGGAAUCUCAAGGCUUGAACCUCAGCUGCAGCCCCAAGAGGAGCUGGCAGCCCAGACCCUCAAGACCACGGUGCUCCCAGCGGAGAGGGUCCCUCCCGUUCAAGUAGUGCAGCCCAUGCUGCCUGCUGCAGGCAGCAGCACAGCCUUCCGACUGGCCGUGAUGGAGGGAGGCGAGGCCUGCCCAUUGUUGGAGGCCCCCGGCACACAGCGGAAUGAUGUCCUCUUCCUCCCUGUGGAUCCAGAGGCCUUGCCUCUCUGCAGCACCCCCAUGGCAUCUCCUGACCACCUCCCAGAUGAUGUAAGGGAGCAGCUCAAAGGCUUAAUGUUCUCACUUUUCCACCAGAGUCUGAGCGGCCCGAUGCAGGAGGACCUCAAAGACUCCCACAUGCCCUACGAGGAGGAGCAGAGGCAGUCAGUGCAGUCCGACCAAGGCUACAUCUCCAGAAGCUCACCACAGCCCCCUGAUGGACUCACAGAAAUGGAGGAGGACGAGGAAGAAGAAGAGCAAGACCUCAGGAAGUCUGCCGAGGAACUCUCCCCUGAGGACCUGGAGAACCUCAGGAGCCUCCAGCACCAGCUCUUCUUCCAAGAUCUUCAGAAGAGCUCUGGCUGGGACAGUAUGGAGCUGGAGAGGCUACCUGGAGCAUGGCAGGAGUCCUUGUAG
Molecule: messenger RNA, 2577 nt
Organism: Elephantulus edwardii (Cape elephant shrew)
Lineage: Eukaryota; Metazoa; Chordata; Mammalia; Macroscelidea; Macroscelididae
Gene: IL17RA
Product: interleukin 17 receptor A
Exons: 12
Coding region: 1-2577 (858 amino acids)
Molecular function (GO): interleukin-17 receptor activity
Source: RefSeq, a predicted model, not a curated record